Symbiodinium sp. CCMP2592 is the source of this 678-nucleotide messenger RNA. Lineage: Eukaryota; Dinophyceae; Suessiales; Symbiodiniaceae. The record is from the annotation of a GenBank genome assembly.
AUGCAGGCGUUCGUGCUACCUGUGGCUGCUCCUGCCACCACUGGGCAGGCAUGGCGGGCCGAGGCCACGCUGCCUCGAUCUGGCCUGGGUCCCACGGCUCGCGCCAGCUCUCCUGAACUCCCUGCUUCAAGCUCUCUGCCGAUGUCGCGAGCUCUCAUAGCCACUGCGGCUGUUGCAGCUUCGUGCAGAGGGCGUCGAGGCGUUGCACGUCGCGCGGCGGCAGCAACAGACUUGGACCUCGACAUCAUUCAGAAGAAGAAGGUCGGAAAGAAGGCGGAGGAGGAGGAAGAAACCGAGACCUCCAAGGACAGUUGGGUGGUCUUAGUGCACGCGCCCAUCCGGAAUUGCAAGAUGCCGUGGUGUAAGAUUCCUGGACUUCGACGAGUCAUCUGCACAUGCCUGAAGGAUGGCGUGCAGCCCGGCUCCGGGAUUCGAUCGAAGGACGGGAAGUGCGCCUUGACGCUGGAGCAGUACGCUGAGGUGCUGUCAGAGGGUGUCCCUUUGCUGACCCGCGGCAAAGCCUACGAAGUCUCGAGCCGCCUCUUCGCAAGCGCCAUGGCAAAUCCAGUCGGAACAGCUGUGGUCAUCAACUCCUUCAAGAAGGCAGCCGAAGACUACCACCAACGAUUGACAAACCUGGGACUGUGGACUUCCAUAGCGCCGGUGGAUCGAGAUUAG